Osmerus eperlanus (European smelt) is the source of this 3755-nucleotide messenger RNA. RefSeq lists its product as uncharacterized. Gene Ontology annotation, molecular function: protein binding. The record is from RefSeq and is a predicted model, not a curated record. Lineage: Eukaryota; Metazoa; Chordata; Actinopteri; Osmeriformes; Osmeridae. The transcript has 8 exons. Bases 25 to 2916 code for a protein of 963 amino acids.
GAUAGAGGUAGGGAAGCUGUCCUAAUGGCGGAGAACGUACGGUCGCCUUUUGACUACCGGGAGCCACCGACCCUCGACAGCGACGGCGAUGGGAGCAAACCUCCGCCGCCCCGGGGGCGGGUGUGUGGGAGAAAACGGAAGGGGACGCCAGUGAAGGUGUGUGACCGGGCUUAUGUGACAGAGGAUGAGGAGGAGGAGAGUCUGUCGGAACACAGCUACAGCCCCGGUGAUGGACAGUACCCAGAAGGAGCUGAGGACAGGCUGCCUCCGCCAGGCAGCCCCUACUACCUCGCAGACCCCUCCCAGAUCUGUGUGUCGGAGCUGGGGGAGGAGGGGGCCAGCGGGGUGCGUGGCCCCGUGCUCUUCCACCCUCCGCCCAACUGCAGGAUCCGAGAGGUGCACUGUGGGAGCCAGGUGCGCCUGGUCGUCAUAGCGAUCCGCGACAUUGCCAAGGGGGAGGAGAUCACGGUGGACUACAGCCUGACGGACUGGGGAGAGAACGCCAUGGAGGAAGAGGCGGGCCCACAUCCACUCUCCCUCUCUGUCUCCGACUACCUCACCCCCUCCUGGUCCCUCUCUCCCUCCUCCUCUCCGCUCACCCACUCUGAACCCAGCGACUCCGACCGCGAGGAGGACGAGGAGGAGGAGGAGGACGACGACGACGAUGACGACGAGGAGGAGGAGCUGGAGGAGAUGAGGGGGCGCAUGCACCUCCGCCGCCGCAAGAAACGCAAGCUGGCCACCGCCGUCCCCGCCAAGAAGAAGAGCCCGGCGAACCCCAGAGGCCCCGGGCGCCCCUGCUCGUCCUUCACCCGCCCGGCCCCCGCCGCGGCCCCCGUCGCCGCCUCCCGGCCCCAACCCCCCGCCGUCGUCGCCCCCCCCGCCGCCCUGGCCCCGCCCACCACCAACAUCAACAACAACAUCAACAUCAACAUCGGCAGCUCCAGCGCCGCCACGGUGAGCCGGCGGCAGCACUGCCCCUACUGCGGCCGCCACUACCGCUCCCUGGCCCGCCACCUGGAGAAGCACCACGCCAACCAGCCGGAGGUCAGGGCGGCUAUGGAGCUGGCGCACCUCCACACGCACACCUCCGCCUCGGCUCAUCCGCACCCCUCCCCCUCCUCCGCCCCCACCCCUGCCGCCGCCGCCAACCACGGCCACUCCUUCGCCGUGCCCCAGCCUUCCUCCUCCGCCCCGCCCCCCGCCCCUCCCCCCCUCUUCUCCCGGGAGAGAGAGAGGGACUCGCCGGCCGCUCGUGCCGGCGCCGUCUCCUUCUCGCUGUCGCUCUCCCCGCCUUCCGCCGCUCCGGCCGCCGCCUCCAAGAAAGGCACCGGCCCGCCGCCGCCCAAGCGAGCCGCCUCCUCCUCCGCCGCCACCGCCGCGGCGGCGCCGAGGGUGAAGAGCCCUUCCCCCCCGCCCCCGCCCAGGAGGGGCCGCAGGAUGAAGAAGGAGAAGGAGGAGCAGCCGCCACCGCCGCCGCCGCCGCAGCAGAAAGAGGAGGAGAAGGAAGAGAUGGCUCCUCCUCCAACCCCUGACCCUGAAGUGGAACCGGACGAGGAGGAGCUGGAGCUGAGCGGAGGAGAGGGGGAGGAAGGCGAGGAGAGUCACGAGGACAAGAAUGGAGAGAUGGCGAGCUCCCACAGACACCACAUGCCCCCGCUCCUCUCCUCUCUCUCCUGCCUGGUUCUCUACCUCCGCCGGCAGCAGCACUCCUCCUUCCUGUCCCUGACUCGCUCCUCCAGCUCGGCCGAGGCCUGGCGCCUGCUCUGCCACUCCAGCCUGGCGCUCCUCAUCCUCUACAACCGCCACCGCGAGUGCGAGGUAGCCAAGCUCACCAUCCAGGACUACCGCAAGCGCGCCACCCCCCAGACCUCCGGCUCUGGCCAGGCCAACUCCUCCGGCGGCCCCCCCACAGGCCUGGAGGUCCACCUCUCCCCCUUCGAGCGCCAGGUGCUCUGCCACCUCCCGCGCGCCGGAGUCCUGGGCAAGCGCGGCCGCAUCCAGCCCCUCAUCCUCCCCCCGCACUGCGAGCCCUGCCUGGACCUCCUCCUCCACACCAGUCCCAACGUGGGCGUGGACCCCCACAGCCCCUACAUCUUCUCCCGGCCCUACCACUCCCCCGCCACUCCCCUCCGGGGCACCGACAUGCUGCGCAACAUGGCGCGGGCCAGCGGCGCCAAGAACCCCGCGGCGCUGACCCAGACGCGGGCGCGGCGCCAGGUGGCCAUCCUCACCCAGCUGCUGCUCCUGGAGGAGGGGGAGGGCCAGGGCCCGCCGGGGGGCGCCGCCGCCAAGCGCCUGGAGGACUUCCUGCAGGCCGAGUACCACGUGACGCAGACCUGCGCCACGAUAGGCCGCGACCCGGCGCUGAUGGGGCGCGUGGGCCGGGUGGUGCUGUACGGGGAGAGGGAGGGCGUGCUGUUCAGGGGGAUGAGCCUGCAGCACAUAUGUCUGGAGCUGGACGUGAUGUCCGGCAACUCUGCCGACUCCUUCUCGGACGACUCGGAGGGGGAGGCCGAGAAGGAGGCGAAGGAGAAGACGGAGGUGGUGAAGAAGAAGGGGCCGGGCCGCCCCCCCCGGAAGAGGAGAGGCCCCCCUCCCUCGUCUGUCAACCCUUCACUACCAGGAGCCCACAAGAGGAGGAGCGUCCAGCCCAAGUCAGGGAAGCGCGGCGUGCUGAAACGCCCCUGGUCAGAGGCGGAGCGCGUGGCCGUGGAGACGCACCUGAACAGGAACAUCGUGGAGCUGCGCGUCCCGGCCAAGGCCGACUGCGAGCGCUGCCUGCAGCUCUGCCCCCUGCUGGUCAGCAACCAGCGGGACUGGAGAGCCAUCAAGUUCUACUGCCACAACCGCAUUCAGCUGCUGAAGAAGCAGGGCAGGAGGGAGAGUGCUGGACAGGGGGGCGCUGCCUGCUAGAGAGCCAGGCAGAGACUUGGGGGGGCGGGGGGAACUGGAAUGGGGCAGGUCAGGAAUCGAUGACAUGAAAGACCCACAUCUACAGUAUCCAGAUCAGACCCAGUGCUGGACCUUGGGAGAGAUGACGCGUGUGGACUUUCUCUGAAAGGACUUAUUCCGUUAAUUUAUCAGACACAAAUGCAGUAUUGUGCAGUUAUGUAGGGGAGGGAAAUUCAGUUGAAGUGUUUGUAGGCUUUGGAAAACCCUGGUGCUUCGUGUUAGGCCACUUUGUCCCAUGUUUAGAAUCAAACUAAACUCUCUUAAGCGAUUGGGAAGAGAAGACGGUGAGUGCUGGAGUGAAGAUGAGCGUCGACCUCGACCUGAAAGAUGAAGACCAAAUGUCAGUGUUUUACGUGGCUGUGUGUACAAAGAUAGAAGGAGACCCUAAACAUCCCUGUAGUAUUAGCCCGGGUGUCAUUUAGUGACACACCUUUUGAACUGUACAGUUUCUGUGUUGGAUAUUGAUAACUGACUGGCGUGUUACCCUAACCAUCACCGUCAUGGCUGACUGUAUUCAAGUGUAUUGACCGAAGUAUUCAGACCAUGACGCCCUGUGAACUGAUUCACACACAUACCUCUGUACCAUGGUUGUAGUCAAACUAGUAUGAAAUAAGGCACGCAUACUUGAACUUGUUUCUUUUUUAUUAUUAUUCUUUUACAAACAACAUAUGGUCUUAUUGGUUACAUUGUACAUACUUACUAAUCAGCUUUGACAUUUUAAACAAAAUAGUGGUUAUAAAGUUGAUAUUGUGCUAUUGGUGUACAUAUUGUAAAUAGUACUUAUUAAAGUGUACAACAUU